Opisthorchis viverrini is the source of this 453-nucleotide messenger RNA. RefSeq lists its product as hypothetical. Lineage: Eukaryota; Metazoa; Platyhelminthes; Trematoda; Opisthorchiida; Opisthorchiidae. The coding region runs from base 1 to 453 and encodes 150 amino acids. The transcript has 2 exons. The record is from RefSeq and is a predicted model, not a curated record.
AUGUCACACAGACACUUCAAACUGUACACGUCGUUGGCAUCUGAUGCGACAAUAGCGUGCAAUAUGAGCCACUCCACAGACCAGCUUGCAUUUAACCAUACGGACGCACGGCACGAGGAAGAGAAUUUCUGGAAGCAUGGUACUCGACGGCAAAUUCGAUCAACCGGUGCAUCGAACUGGACCCAAUUUACGCACCCCUACGUGCAAAAGACCAACAACUCAACCGGAAAACUCAAGGAAGACCGAAUAUUGGAUUCACAAACAACGAAACAAGGAACUCCUUGGAGGCAAAUCAAUAAUGGUCACAACCCAGGACUGGAAGGGACAAAGGUCAAUCUAGCUUCGACCAGAUUACGACGGAGGGGAUGCCAAGCUCAAAGGUCACGUUGGCAUCGGCGAAUGGGGAUACAGGACAACGGAGCAACCAAUGGAAUCACCCGACCGAACAACUAA